GUCUAGCAGCCUACUUCCCGUCUACCGUGCGCCUCGUAGUGCACGGCGGCGCCGUCAUGGUCCUCCACCCUCUCCUGGCCUGCCGGGAGUCCACUCGCGACGUGGACUACAUCCACCGCUCCUUCGAGGCAGAAUGGAUCGCUCGUGGCGUCACGGACGCCGGCGCGCGGCUGCUCACCUGCAUCAAGGCCACCGCCCGCCAGUACAACCUGGGCGCAGAUUGGAUGAACGCAUGCGCGGACAGGGCACUGCCCGUGUCCCUAGACAUCUACGGCCGGCCGCAGGACCCCAUCUCCUGCGACGCGCUGUCCGCGACCAACGUCAGCCUCAACACCAUCUACACCUCGCCCGGGCUGGUCCUCGUCGGGGUUGGCUGGGCCUGGGCGGUGGCGCUCAAGCUCGUGCGGUACGACAAGCACGACCCGCACGACGUCGCGAGCAUACUGCGGCUCGGCUGCCGUCAGCGCAACGUCCAGUGGACGCGCACCUUGCUUGAGGCGUGGCUGGUGUCGAUCUGCGGGGCGAUGGGCUACGCUGCAUACUCGCCCUGGCAGAUGGAAGCCACUCGGCAGAAGAUGCGCCAUGCGAUUUCCCUUGCCCAUUCUCAGGACGUCGCUCCCCAUGACCCUGGUCUCCAAGCUGUGCGAAUGUACUGAACCCUGUGACGGGUGUAUGUGUAUCCUGGCUCGAUUGUCUUACUCUAGAGGACGCUUGCGCGCUCAUGUCUGUUGCACUAAUUGUCUAUCGUCCUGUAAACCAUUACUCAAUUGUUAUGCCGAACUUGGCUUCG
Messenger RNA from Dichomitus squalens LYAD-421 SS1, 790 nucleotides. RefSeq lists its product as uncharacterized. Lineage: Eukaryota; Fungi; Basidiomycota; Agaricomycetes; Polyporales; Polyporaceae. The record is from RefSeq and is a predicted model, not a curated record. The transcript has 2 exons. Bases 57 to 656 code for a protein of 199 amino acids.